ACACUGGAGCAUAGAGCAAGAAAAGCGGUUAAACUUUGUCAGAAUCAGCUUCCAACUGGUUUAAUUCGGAUAAACUUUGUCAGAAUCAGCUUCCAACUGGUUUAAUUCGGAUAAACUUUGUCAGAAUCAGCUUCCAACUGGUUUAAUUCGGAUAAACUUUGAUAGAAUCAGCUUCCAACUGGUUUAACUGGGAUAAACUUUGUCAGAAUCAGCUUCCAACUGGUUUAACUGGGAUAAACUUUGUCAGAAUCAGCUUCCAACUGGUUUAACUGGGAUAAACUUUGUCAGAAUCAGCUUCCAACUGGUUAAAGGGGUGUAAACUUUCACCAAAUCGGCUUCAGACUGGUUGUAUCUUCAUUAAGGAUAAUGGAACAAACAGCUGAGGAUAUUUGUGAUCAGCCGAGAAGGAAAAAGACUCGAUUUUCAGCGGCCCAGCAGUGACAUCCAGUGGCCGGUUGGUGGAACUGCACCCUUGUCUUGGCUCCAGCAGAAGCAGCGCUGUGAUGUAAGGCGAUGCUCGCUCGUCCACCAUGGCGAGUGUCACGCUCAGGUACUUCUGUUAUGGCUGCCUUGUCACCUCAGCCACCUGGUCUCUCCUCCUCUUCAUUUACUUCUCCCUGGGGGCGGAGCCUGGUCAUGGCAGGAUGCCGCUGCAGCACCGCAGCCAGCCAAUCACCAAGGGCUGGGCAGAGCAGAAGACGGGGCGUCGGCCUCUGCCAGCCAAUAAGGGAGCUGAGCUGUCGCCAGAGAUGGGGAUGAUCUUUAAUGAAGCCGAUCAAGAGGUCAGAGACACCGGCUACCAUCGACACGCCUUCAACGUCCUUAUCUCUAACAGGCUGGGAUACCACAGAGACCUGCCGGACACCAGAGACCCCCAGUGCAGAGAUAAGGUGUACCCCCUGGCUCUACCUUCUGCCAGCGUAGUGAUCUGUUUCUUCAACGAGGCGUUCUCCGCCCUGCUGAGGACAGUUCACAGCGUGAUAGAUAGAACACCUGCAUACCUGCUGCAUGAGAUCAUCCUGGUGGACGACCACAGCGAGCUUGAGGAGCUGAAAGAGGACCUGGAUCAGUAUGUUAGGGAGGAGCUGCGGUCCAAAGUCAAACUGGUGAGGAACCAGAAGAGAGAAGGUCUCAUCAGAGGACGCAUGAUAGGAGCCUCACAUGCCACCGGUGAGGUGCUCGUCUUCCUCGACAGUCACUGUGAGGUGAACUCUGAUUGGCUUCAGCCUCUGCUUGCCCCGAUCAUGAAUAACGCUCACACGGUUGUCUGUCCUGUCAUCGACAUAAUCUCUGCCGACACACUGACAUACUCCCCCUCCCCCAUCGUCAGGGGGGGUUUUAACUGGGGGCUGCACUUUAAAUGGGACCCUGUACCCCCUUCACAGCUCAAUGGGCCUGAGGGAGCCACCGGACCAAUCAGGUCUCCCACCAUGGCAGGAGGUCUGUUUGCCAUGAAAAGGAAGUACUUUAAUGAGCUCGGCCAAUACGACGCCGGCAUGGACAUCUGGGGUGGAGAAAACCUGGAGAUCUCCUUUAGGAUCUGGAUGUGUGGCGGUCAGCUGAUCAUCGUCCCAUGUUCCCGAGUCGGACAUAUUUUCAGGAAGCGGCGUCCGUACGGCUCUCCAGGGGGGCAAGACACCAUGGCCCAUAACUCCUUGCGGCUGGCUCACGUGUGGAUGGAUGAAUACAAGGACCAGUAUCUGUCUCUGCGUCCUGAGCUGAAGGAGCGGGGCUACGGUGAUGUCAGUGAGCGUGUGGCGCUGAGGAAGCGUCUGCAGUGUCACUCAUUCCGCUGGUACCUUGACAAUGUGUACCCUGAGAUGCAGACAGUCGCCAACGGCAACAAGCAGCAGCAGCCCAUGUUCAUCAACAAGAGUCUGAGGAGGCCCAAAAUCCUGCAGAGAGGACGGAUCCGUAACCUGGCCACGGGGCGCUGUUUGGUAGCUCAGGGGCGAGCCAGUCAGAAGGGCGGAGUCAUUGUCCUAAGACCAUGUGACCCUCAAGACCCCGAACAGUCCUGGUCCUUUGACGAGGAGGGUCAGCUCGUCCUGGCCGGUCUGCUGUGUCUCGAUGUGUCUGAGGUCAGGACGUUGGACCCGCCCAGACUGAUGAAGUGUCACGGCUCAGGAGGGUCGCAGCAGUGGAUGCUGGGGAAAUCUAACAGACUCUACCAGGUGUCGGUUGGUCAGUGUCUCGCUGUCGCUCAGCCUAUUGGACCUAAGGGCUAUGUCUCCAUGGUGAUAUGCGAUGGUUCAGAAGCACAACAGUGGCUGCUGGAGAACUGACCGCAAUGACAUCACUGGACUGAUGGAUGUGAAACAGACAGGUGUGUUUUAGAGACAGACUGUGAAUGUCGGUGUUUUUGUCUUUCCUUGUUUUUAUUUUUUCUCUCAGGAUGUUUUUAUCAAUCAGCUGAUUUAAUGUUUCAUUCUUUCAUCUGCAUGGACACUGACAUAUCAUGGAGUAUUUUUUACUUUGAUUUUGGAGGAUUCAAUGACCCAGCAGAAAGACUUGAAAGAAAUCAUGAUGUCAGGCUUUGAAAGUCCUUGAAUGACCUGGAACAGACCGAACUCUGGGACAGAAGGGGUCUGUACUUUCAGGACCUCAAAGAGUAAUUUAUUGAAAACGGAGGAGACGCUGACAGUAUUUUUAGAUGAUCAUAUCUGCACACUUUAAAGAUUUCAACUUAAAUAAAACAUUCAA
Cheilinus undulatus (humphead wrasse) is the source of this 2703-nucleotide messenger RNA. It is a transcript of the gene galnt11, whose product is annotated as UDP-N-acetyl-alpha-D-galactosamine:polypeptide N-acetylgalactosaminyltransferase 11 (GalNAc-T11). Bases 531 to 2285 code for a protein of 584 amino acids. Gene Ontology annotation, molecular function: Notch binding. Gene Ontology annotation, biological process: regulation of Notch signaling pathway. The transcript is spliced from 13 exons. The record is from RefSeq and is a predicted model, not a curated record. Lineage: Eukaryota; Metazoa; Chordata; Actinopteri; Labriformes; Labridae. Gene Ontology annotation, cellular component: Golgi apparatus.